This is a messenger RNA of Leptinotarsa decemlineata (Colorado potato beetle), 1012 nucleotides long. RefSeq names its product metallo-beta-lactamase domain-containing protein 1. The record is from RefSeq and is a predicted model, not a curated record. NCBI's taxonomy places the organism in Eukaryota, Metazoa, Arthropoda, Insecta, Coleoptera, Chrysomelidae.
AUCUCUCUAUCGAAGCAUUUGACAAUUUGAAUAUUUAAAAAAAAUACCAUUGUAUGCAUAUAAUAUUCUAUUCUUUCAAAAUCAAUUUCAGUUAAAUUUUUGAGAUAUGAAGCCGAAUAUUGAAACUCAACUGAAGGUGCUGUUCGAAGGCUAUUCAAAAUUCGUUGAUGGAAAAUAUUUGGCAAAUUGCUCCUGUGUACUUAUAAAAAGCACCCCAAAUAUCGUAAUAGAUACUUUGACAUCCUGGGACGAUGAGAAACUUUUAUCUGCCUUGAAAGAAGAAAAUAUCAGCUGUGAUGAUAUCGAUUAUGUAGUUUGCACUCAUGGGCACUCAGACCACGUCGGGUGCAACCAUCUAUUCAAAAAAGCUGUACACAUUGUCGGUUUCAGCAUUUCUCAUAAAGACUGUUAUUUUACUGAACCCGACUUCCACAGUGGAGAGGAGUUCGUCAUCAACAGGAAAGUCAAAGUAAUCCCUACUCCAGGACACACUUUGCAGGACGUAUCAGUCGUUGUAGAUACCGAUAAUGGUGUCGUAGCAGUUACAGGAGAUUUGUUUGAAAAAUUCGAGGAUUUGGAGGAUGCGGGAAUAUGGAAAAGUGCCGGUAGCGAUUCGGAAGAACUGCAGGAGAUCAACAGAAGAAAAAUACUGAAACUGGCCGAUUUCAUAGUUCCUGGGCACGGCCCCAUGUUCAAAGUUCCUCAACACUUUAAGGAAGCUGAUUGAGAUUGUAUUUUUACAUUGUUGUUUAUAUUAUAGUGAAUAAUUUCCUGCUGUGUAACUAUAAAGAUGAUCUAAAUAAUUCAAAAUUAAGGAAUCAAAGGUGGUGAAAAUCCCUAAUUCCCGUUCGAAUUACCAACUGAAGGGUAACGUUAAGAAAAAGUGGAACAUAUUCAAUUUACUUUGAUGGAAUACCGACUCCCUACUGUGGAAAAUCUUGGUUGUCUAUUAUAUGAAUUAUAUGUGUUGAAUUGAAUGUUAUAUGUUGAAUGUGAAUCAUAUUUCUAUCUA